AAGAAUCCAUUGAACAACCAGACAUUCGGUUUUUUGAAUUGUCAAAACAGUGCUGACAACUUUUGAUUCGAGGAAUACAAAUGUCACCAAUCGUUGCGGCGGCUUUUUCUUAUUCGGGCACUAAAACGAGAAGCGGUGAAAUGUACAUUGAACCAUCGUGCUUGGAAAACAAUAUUUCACACGUGCAAAAAAUUAAACCAACAGAAAAAAGGCAGGAUUUUGCGGUUGAUGAUUUUCAUUUAACUAAGCAGGCUGACGUUGGCGGCCGUUCAGUGUUAAGUAAAAAUAAUAGAAGCUUCUUAGAGGAUUUAUCUAAUUCGAAUUUGAAUAUAAAUGCAAAUAUCACCUUCGCAGAAAAGGAAGAUAGCUUCAUUGAUUUAAUUGACGCACGGGAUGUAAGUAAUGGAGGUGCGUCGCCUUCAAUUAUAAAUGAACAGUUUGCACAUCGCCAACAAAACGGUUUUUCAGACCAUUAUAAUUUAAUUUCGAACAGUAGUAAAAUUGACGUAAUUAAAACUAAGCAACGUACAGCACUUAAGAGAAAUAAAAGUUUGAUAGGUGUUGCGCAAAAGAAAAUAUCGAAAGACAGUCCAAAAUAUAAAAGUAAACGCAAUAUUCCAGGGUUAUUGUUAAGGAAUCGCAUUGAACAAACGCUGCAGUCUGAUAGCGAAUUAUAUUCUAAAGAAGCAGAGAAACGUAAAGUCCGCCAAUUACCGGAUCUUUUACCUUGUAGCGAAGUCAGCUGGAACGGCAGUGAAGCAAGUUUCUGCAGUAACAGAUAUAUAAAUCGAUAUUUAAAGGAAGACAAUCGUGAUUAUAAAUACGGUGAAAAUCAUCAAAUGGGUGUUGAUAUUGUUAAUAAACUUAAGAAGCUUUUCGGAAUCAGUUUGACCAAUAAUAAUGAACCGGAUAGAUCACGUAAGCGUAGUGGUUCUCUUUUCAGAUCAGACAUUCCAGUCACAGAUGCUAGUCUCAUAAAAUAUCGGAAGGUUAAUAAUACAUUUCCCAAGUUUGUGAGUAAUACAUCUGACGAUGAUAUUGAAUUGAGAUCUAAUAGAAACAGGAAAAAUUCUCCAAUUUUUCAAAAGCCGUCCUUUAGUCUUCGCAGUGAAAUGGCCCAGCGGUUGCCAUUGCAAACAUUUGAAAAACCUAGGUUACAGAAGUCAUACUUUACUCCUCAGCCUAUGCCUCACAAAGUUGUCAAAAAUUGUGGGUAUGUUGAUGAUGAGUUCUCAGACGAUGAACCUGAAAUAGUCAAUGGAAUUGAUAUAGGAAAUAUAAGAAAACCAUUGCCAACUUUCCGCAUUCCUUUGCACCGUGAAGAAGGACGAAAAUGUUUACCAAAACCGUCUUCGUCAUUAUUUGGAAUGGCUUCAUUAGGAUUACCGGAACUAAAUACUAUUCAAAGACCCAUCUAUUCUCAAGCACCAAUUUAUAAUGCUCUACAUACAUGCAAACGUUUGGACCACGAUAAUUCUUUGAAUCAGGCUUUUGGAAAUCAUGGCAAUUCUACAUCAGGCAUUGCACCACGUUUAAUAACAAAGGCUAAAACGGUGUCUUCCCUGCCAUCAUUUAAUGACCGCGAUAAAUACGCCGAAUUACUGCAGACGUUAGCAAUUACUUUCGAUACUCCACGGUAUGCGCCAUUGACAUCGAAGAAAGUAAAUUGUAGCUCUCAAAAAGCACCACAACAUAGUUCCUGUUCGGAGAGAGUAAACUCUACAGCACAUUGCAACGUUCCACUUCCAAAUUGUUCAAUAGAUCUUGAUGAAGACAGUGAUGAAUGCAUCUUAGUAAAAGAAAAUCCAAGAAAUAGUCGUCAGGUAAAACGCUUUUCGACUACAACCGUCGUGGAUGACGACCCAAUUGAGGUACUAGAUUUAACAAAGUCUGAACAAGCGGUUAUAUCACAAUGCAGUAAAAUUAAGGAUAAUGAUAUAAUUUGUUUGAAUGAUAAUGACUCUGCAGAUGAAAUGGAAUUGCCAGAGGUUGCACCAGUAAAUUCGUUAAAGGAGCGUUUUGAACUUUCGCCACACAUUAAGAAAGACUGGUUAAAGGAUUUUGAAAUGAAAUGUAGGAAAAAACAAGAAGAAUCAAAAAAACAAUUGCUUGAAGUAAAAACCAUGGUCGAUAAACGUUCUGCUGAGCGAAUUAAAGCUGAGCGAGAGCUUCUACGCAACAUGGCAGAGAUUUCAAUAUUUGAUCCUAGAAUUGUAGUCAUUGAUGAAUUUCCGGAGCCUGAGGAAGACGAAGACCAAUUGGUGGAAUUAACGGACCAGCAUAACGCGCUAAUUCACCGAGUUUUGCGUUCACCACCAGAUCAGGUGCAUAUUAAUAAAUUCAAUCUUAACGCUACAACUAGAGACUUGAACACCUUGACUGGCAAACAGUGGCUAAAUGAUGAAGUAAUCAAUUUUUACAUGAAUUUAUUGACUGAGCGCAGUGAAAAAAAGAACAAGACGCACGGUCUUCCCAAAGUCUAUUCAAUGAACACAUUUUUUAUUCCACGCUUAUUAGAACACGGAUUUAGUGCAGUCAAACGAUGGACACGUAAAGUGGACAUUUUCGAAAAGGAUAUAAUACCCGUUCCUGUUCAUGUAAGCGGUGUUCACUGGUGUAUGGCAAUAAUUCAUCUUAAGAAUAAGUCUAUAAAGUACUAUGAUUCAAUGGGGGCACCUAAUCCAAGAGUGUUAAAUGCAUUGGAGGGGUACCUUAAGGAAGAAUCACUUGAUAAGAAAAAAAUUCCGUUUGAUACCUCCGGAUUCGUUAUUGAAUCAGUAAAAGAUGUGCCGCGACAGAUGAACGGUAGUGACUGCGGUGUUUUUAGCUGCAUGUUCGCCGAGUUCAUUACGCGUGAUAAGGCAAUCACUUUUAGCCAAGAGCAUAUGGAAUAUUUCCGUCAUAAAAUGAUUGUUGAAAUUGUGCGAGGAGAGCUCUUGCAGUAAAUUUGGUUUGCUAAUUUUAAAAUAUAGGUUUAAAUAUUUUCCAUACAUUUAUAACCAUUAAAUAAUUGUUCAUUUACAUCGCACAAUUUCAUCCUAAGAAUAUAAGAAACUGCUUGAAGUAAUCUAUUUAUUUUUUUAAAAAAACUAAUCCGGAAAACAGAAUCUUUAAGUUAUUUAAGAUAAUUACAAUCAAUAAAGUUGAA
Messenger RNA from Teleopsis dalmanni, 3148 nucleotides. RefSeq lists its product as uncharacterized. Gene Ontology annotation, biological process: protein desumoylation. Gene Ontology annotation, cellular component: nucleus. The transcript is spliced from 10 exons. The coding region runs from base 81 to 2945 and encodes 954 amino acids. Gene Ontology annotation, molecular function: deSUMOylase activity. The record is from RefSeq and is a predicted model, not a curated record. Lineage: Eukaryota; Metazoa; Arthropoda; Insecta; Diptera; Diopsidae.